CGUCUGUUAGCAUUUCUGCGCUCAGAAAGGUCACUUUGAUUUUUUGGUGCGCAGAAUGAACAUUUCAAGCAUUUCACUUCUGCGCGUGUUGAAGAACGAAGAAGCGCAUCAAUCCUUUACUUGAUCGUGGAAGGGAGCGUCGCCUGCUAAAAUUUUCAGAAGCCAUGAAGAAGGAGUCACUGCUAGUGUCGCUACUCCUAGCUACAGUAGUGGAUGCAGCCCGCGAAACGAAGCAAAACUCCACAGAUGCAAUCUGCGUGUUUCAAGUUGGCAAUGCAAGCGGCUACGUUUCCUUUCACCAGGACCUCGACGGCAAGAACGUGACGGUACAUGGCAACAUAACCAACCUACCGCAAGGGAAGCAUGGUUUUCACGUUCACGAAUACGGCGACUUGUCGAAGGGUUGCUCGUCGACGGGCUCCCACUAUAAUCCAAACAAAAGGAAUCAUGGUGCUCCGGAUGUCGAAGACCGUCAUGUAGGAGACCUGGGAAACAUCGAAGCAGACGAGUGUGGCGUCGCAGUGUUUAAUCUGACGGACCAUCUUCUGACUCUGAACGGCGAGCACUCCAUCAUUGGCAGAGCUGUUGUGGUUCACGCCGGCGAGGAUGAUCUCGGCCGUGGCGGUCACAAUGACAGUCUGACAACAGGACACGCCGGAGGUCGCCUAACUUGCUGCGUUAUCGGGAUUCGGCAGAAAUCGAAUAAAUAAA
This is a messenger RNA of Dermacentor silvarum, 711 nucleotides long. RefSeq names its product superoxide dismutase [Cu-Zn]-like. The coding region runs from base 165 to 710 and encodes 181 amino acids. Gene Ontology annotation, biological process: removal of superoxide radicals. Gene Ontology annotation, molecular function: superoxide dismutase activity; copper ion binding. Lineage: Eukaryota; Metazoa; Arthropoda; Arachnida; Ixodida; Ixodidae. The transcript has 6 exons. The record is from RefSeq and is a predicted model, not a curated record.